GUCAGCUCUUAUUUACCACCUUGUUUGUUGCUAGAGACCUCGCGGGGGAUCUACAAUGGCAACCAACUUCACGAGUGUACCGAUACUCGACUAUUCUCAGGUGUCUUCACCGGAAUCGCGUUCUGCGUUCGUUAAGGAACUACGAUAUGCACUCAUUAAUGUCGGAUUCCUUUACCUGUCCAACCCGCCUGUCGCAGGAGAAGACAUUCAGGCACUGAUCGACUAUGUUCCGCGUCUGUUUGCGCUACCUCAGGAGGAGAAGGACAAAAUCCGCAUGGCCAACUCGCAGCAUUUCCUCGGAUACUCUGCUCUUGGACGCGAGCUAACCAAGGGGAAAACUGAUCAGCGAGAGCAAUUCGACUUUGCUACUGAGCACGAGAAUCGAUGGAAACCAGGCGAUCCGGAAUAUCUAAAGCUAUGGGGUCCUUCGCAGUGGCCAGAUGAAACUUUAUUGCCCGGGUUCAAGGCCACGAUGCUCCGGUACUUGAAUCAAGUCGAGCAGCUCAGCUAUGACUUCAUCACUUUGUUAUCUGAAGCUUUUGGGCUUUCCUCGGACGCACUGGACGUGUUCUUUGAUAAGAGCCCGGGUGCGAUGCAACACCGUGGCAAGGUUGUGAAGUAUCCAGCACUUGACAGUGUAAAUUCGAAUCAAGGGGUCGGCCCACAUUACGAUGCCGGGUUCUUGACAUUCCUUCUGCAAGUGUCACCACACCCAGGAUUGCAAGUUCAGAACCUCUCAGGCGAAUGGAUUGACGCUCCUCCGAUCCCGGGAACCUUUGUCGUGAACAUCGGGAAAGCUCUGGAGACCGUCACCCAAGGUCUUGCUCGUGCCACCUCCCAUAGAGUCUUGUCUCCCCCAAGGGGGUCGACUCCUCGAUAUUCGAUCCCGUUCUUCCAGAAUAUCAGACAAGAUAUAAAGCUGAGUGAUGUUCGCCUGGAGUUCCCAGCUGACGUGCUCAAGCUAAAGGAAGCCCGAGGCACCACCGGCGAGACGGAUUCUGUUAAUUUCUCGGAGUAUGACCGGUUGCCAUCUGGCGAGGUCAAUCUCAUCGGGCGGAUAAAGAGUCACCCGGAUGUUGCACAGAGGCAUUACCCUGAACUCUUCAAGCACUUCUUCCCACAAGGUCUGCCCGAGUACGGGUCAGCAUAUUGAAAAGACGCGGUGCGAUGGUUACCAGAAACCUUAAGCUCCAACAUGCGAGUGGGCGUAUUUGAGGAAUGUAAUUACUGGGCAUGGAUGGUAUUGUUUGAUCAGGAUGGAGUCUCUAAGAUGGAAGCCGGU
Messenger RNA from Gloeophyllum trabeum ATCC 11539, 1282 nucleotides. Its product is annotated as Clavaminate synthase-like protein. The transcript is spliced from 8 exons. Bases 56 to 1153 code for a protein of 365 amino acids. NCBI's taxonomy places the organism in Eukaryota, Fungi, Basidiomycota, Agaricomycetes, Gloeophyllales, Gloeophyllaceae. The record is from RefSeq and is a predicted model, not a curated record.